AUGUCAAGCAUUGCGAAAAAGACCCAAUACAAUAUUAAGGUCGAUAUACACGAAGUAAAAGACUUAAGUUUUCGUGAGAGUGCGAAUGAGAAAGAAAUUAUACCAAAUCCUUAUAUUGAAGUGACAGUAAAUAAUGAGAAGAAGAGUACUACAAAAAAGAAUCAAGCAGUAAAUGUUGUAUAUAAUACAUCAUUUAAUUUUUCACAAGAUUUAACAGAUUAUAAAUUUGAAAGGACUAGUGUAGAUGUAUGUGUUUUACAUAAAUAUACUAUUCAGAGUGCUUUAAUAGGAAAAUGUUCCUUUGGUUUAAAUUUUGUUUAUUCCAAAGUUCAACAUUGGUUAUAUAGGAUAUGGGUAAAAUUAAGAAAUCCAGAUUUGCCAUUAGAUGAUGUUGGUUUUUUAUUAAUAUCUGUUGGUGUUUAUGGUCCAGGAGAUUCCAUACCUAUUGUUAAUGAUAGUGUUAAAACGGAUAUUCAUGAAGAUGUAUUUAGUAAUAAAGGUUUGGAUAUACAUAUUACACAUUAUGAUUUGUGUUUGAAUAUAUUUAGAGGUCAAGAUAUAGAAUUAAUAGGUAAUAGUACACUGUUUUCUAAUAUACUUGAACCAUAUGUAAAAGUAUCACAUAAUGGAUUUGAAGAAUGUACUAAAGUAAUAAGAAAUGAUCCGAAUCCAGUAUGGAAUUUAAGUAUUCAUAUUCCUACAUGUACUCCUUGUUAUGAUAAAAAUAUUCUUGUCGAAUUAAUAAAUGGAGAACAUAAUGGUAUUGUUAUAUAUAGUAUUCUCUUAGAUUUUUUUGAAAUAUUAAAAAGAGAAUUAGCACCAAGAUGGUUUAAUAUUUAUUAUAAUCCACAAAAUCAAAUCAUGCCAAGAUAUAGUGAAUAUAUGCAAAACGGAUCAAUUCAGAUAAAUUUAAAUAGUACUACGACUAAUAAUAAUAAUAAUAAUAGCACUGCUAUAAACCCUUUAGGUAAUUAUCUUUUUUCAGGAGCAGCUGAAAAAAUAUUUAAAAAUGCUACACAAGCUAUUAAUAUUAAUGAUAUAUUAGGUGUAACGAAAGUACAAAAUAUGUUUACUGAUGAUACAUUAAAGGAGUUCUAUUUAUAUGGUGGUCGUAUUUUUCUGAGUGCAAAUGCAACCAAAACACAUUCACCAGGUCCUAUUUGUAUAAAAUCAGCAAAAGUAGAGGUAGAUGCACCUAACAAAGAAUACAUUUUUUGUGCUGACAUAUAUGAAAUCUUAUCGGUUCGAAAUAAUAAAAUGGGAAAUUAUGACGAUUAUGACGGUGGCUACACCACCACCAACAACAACAACAAGAACAAAAAUAAUAAUAAUGAAAAUAAUAAUAAUGACAAUAAUGACAAUAUUUACAAUAGUAACAAUAUUUAUAAUAGCGCAAGUGAAAAAAGACGAAGUCGAUACAAUAAUAAUUAUGAUGCGAGCGGAGAAAGCAUCAUCUGCGUUUGUGCUCUUGGACCACAUAAACUAAAAACCAUUCCUCUAUUACCGAAUGAAGUUGGUUCUUAUGUUUUAAACGAAAAUGUUGGUAGAAUAGAUGAGUUUCGUAUAUUUUUACCACAAAAUAAUAAUGAACAAAUAUAUGAUAUAUUUUUAUAUAUAUACAUAAAAUCGAAUUUGGCCGUUACAAAUUGGAUUAAUAAUAGAAGGAGUAUAUAUAAUAGUGUCUUAUUAAACAAUGAAUACGAAUCCGGAGAUAGAAAUAAAAAACAGGGAUUACAUAAAAUGGGUUCUAUAAAUAAUAUAUCAGAAGAUAUAAUGCAAGAUUCGGAUUUCUUAAAUAAUUAUAAAUUAACAAGUUAUGUACGUAUUCCAUAUAAAUAUCUUUUAUUAAAUGAAAACAAGCCUAAAUGGUUUUCUAUGAAGAAUAUUGAAACAAAUGUUCAUGAAUAUAAUAUAUCUUUUUUUGCUAAUUUAAUACCUUACCAUGCUUAUAAAAAGAGACCCAAAAGAUUAGAAUAUAAAUUAUCUAGAUAUUUUUUUCGUGCUUUAAUAUAUGAAGGAUUACAUUUUCCAGCAAAAGGAUAUAAUGCUUUUCCAGAUCCUUAUAUUAAAAUUGAAUUAGCUGGACAAGUAAUUAAAACAAGUACUAUAUUACAUACAUUGAAUCCGAAUUAUUAUGAAGCAUAUGAAGUACAAGUUAUAUUACCUACUAAUUUAAAUUUAGCUCCUGAUAUAUCUAUAGAAGCUUUAUCUGUAAAUAAAUCUUUUUUAUAUAAUGAUGAUAUAUUAUUGGGAUCAUGUACAUUUCCUAUUAUGAAAGUACCAACUGAAUGGAAGAAAUCACCAAUAUGGAUACCCUUAAAAUCAUCACAAUAUAAAAAAUGUAAAGCUAAACUUCUUGUUGCUUUUGAAUUAGUACCUGUUGAAAAAGUUCUAGAUGAUACAUAUCCAUUCUAUGAUGAUAUAAGACCUUCUACAUUACCUGGUCACGUCUCUUUAUUUUUAAUAGGUAUACGAAUGUUUAAACCUUUAAAAGAUCCUUCCGUAACGGUUUGUUUUGGUAGAGAUGUCGAUGAUACAUCUCAAUUUUUGUGGCAUGAAACUACUAAUAAAGUAAUAUCAGGAAAAGAAGGUAAUUGGAACUUCUUAAAAUAUUUUUCUUUAGAUGUUAUGUUACCUAAAAGAAUGCAACACCAUAGUUUUCUAGAAGUUAGAAUAGAAGAUAGGAUAUUAAAUAGUGGGUUCACAGGAACUGCAUCUAGUAAUAUGCAUGCUGUAAAUGCAACAAAUAAUAAUCUUUUAAUAGGGACUGCAUAUAUAACUCUAAAUCCAUUACUUCCAUGGCUAGAUAAUUAUGAAAAAAAUGAAUGUGUAGAAUUAUUUAAAUUACAUUUACUAGAAGAAGUUUUAAUAGAAGAUGCAGAAAUGGAUAGAAAAUCUUACAACAGUGCAUUGAUAUAUAAAAAAAGUUCAAUAAUGUCAAGGAAAUUGUCUAAUGAUAAUUUUGAAACGCAACAGAUGGGAGAAGAAAAUGGUAUAUUUAAUGAUAUACCCAUGAAUACUUUGGAAGAAAAUGUGACCAUUAAAGGGGAUGAUAGCAGCGAUGAUGAAAAGGAUAAUAGUUAUGAUGAUGAAAAGGAUAAUAGUUAUGAUGAUGAAAAGGAUAAUAGUUAUGAUGAUGAAAAGGAUAAUAGUUAUGAUGGUGAUGAUAAAAGUGGUCAUUAUUAUCAUACAUGGGAAGAUAAUAAUAACAAUAAUAAUAAUAAUGUAACUAGUGAUCAUACUUGUAAGCAUAAAAAUGAACAUAAUAAUAAUAAAAAAGAGGACGAAAAAAGAAAAAGGGAAAAAAAAAAUACAUAUACAACAAACCAUGAUAAAAGAGAAAAUAAUAACACACAUAUUAAUAACAAUUAUAAACAUGUUAUAGAUAUAAAAAAGAAGAAAAGAAAAAAGAAUAUAAAGAAAUAUAUAAAUAAUGAAUACGUUCCAUACAAUGAUCCCGAUUUUUCUAAUGUACGUAUAGAAGAGACAUUAGAACAUGUAUGUUUUAAAAUAAAUGAUUUAACAAAAAAAGAGAAUACAUAUAUUUAUUAUAAUGAUGAACAAGAAACUUUAUGUGAUAGUAUUUCAAGUGAGAAAAGAAAAAAAUUAAAAGAUAUUCAUUUUUUUAAAGGUGGUAAACAUGAUGAUAAAGAAAAGAAAAGUACCAUUAUAGAUGGAAAGCAACCUACAACGAUAUAUGGGUUUAAUGAAGAUAUGUUAAAUUUUCAAUUAUCAUUAGCCGACGAUGAUGAACAAGAAGAAAUUCAAAGAGAUGAAAUGUUAUAUGAAUAUGAGGUAGAUAUGAAUACAGAUGAUUUACCAUAUUUAAGAGCAACAAUUUUUAGAUGUACAGAUUCAGGAGUUCCUGAAGCGGUUGGAUAUUUGAAAUAUAUAUGUAAUGUGUAUGAUGAAAAGACAAUGUAUUUAAAAAAAGAAAUGAUAAAGAAAUGUGAUGAUUUAGUAAGAGAAUAUAGAUUAACACGUAAUUUAGUAGUACGUGCAUAUAUUAUACAAGCAAGAGGUUUGAAUCCACCCUCAGGUGCAACUGAUAUAACAACAUAUAUAUGGAUAAAGAAUAGUAAUGAUAUGACAAAUAUUCCAGGAGGAUUAUCUCAUAAUAUAAAAGAUACAGGUCAUACAAAGAAGCAAGGAUAUAAACCAGAAUUUAAUAGAUGUUAUCAAUUAUUAUGUUCAUUUCCUGAUGAAUCGAUAGUACAAGUAUGUAUAAUGAAUCAGGGUUCUUUAUCAGAUGAAAUUAUAGGAUAUACAUAUAUAGAUAUGGAGGAUAGAUAUUUUAAUCAAAAAAUUAGACAAUUAAUGAUUGAUGACCUUAUGCCAAUAGAAUUAAGAUCUUUAAAAUUAGAAAAUAGUACAAUAUCUCAUGGAUCUUUAAGAUGUUGGUUUGAAAUUUUUAAUGAAGAAUUUGCUCAACUGAAUCCUAUAAAAGUGUUAUGUUCCAAUGAACCUGAUGAUUAUCAAUUAAGGCUUGUAAUAUGGAAAGUAAAUAAUGCUGCUAUGGAUGAUAAUUCGACAAUAAGUUUAUUUGUUAGAUGUAUUUAUACCGAUGAAGAUCGUGAAGAUAUAAGAGAUACAGAUACACAUUAUAAUAGUAAAGAUGGAAAAGGAAUAUUUAAUUGGAGAUUUGUUUAUAAUAUUAAAAUACCAACUAAUGCAACAAAUAUUAAAAUUCAAAUUCAUAAUUAUGCUUUAUUAUCAUCUAAUGAGCCUAUAGGUGAGGCAACCUUAGAUCUGUCUGCUCAUUUUUAUAGGGCACGUAAGAAAAAGGGUUAUUACCCCAUACCCAGAUUUUGGCUAUCGUGUAAACACCCAGCUCACAAAAACAAAGUAAGAGGAAAUGUAGAAAUAGAAGGGUCCAUUCUAAUAAAAUCUGAGGCUGAACUUGACCCAGUUGGUAAUGGAAGGGAUGAACCUAAUAAAGAUCCUUAUUUACCUCCAGUUACUGAAAAUAGAACAUAUGUGGAUUGGGUGAUGAUAAAUGAAAAAUUUGGUGCUGCAACGGCUUCGAUUAUGCAUGGCUUAAAAUGGACAGGUGUAUGGAUUGUAGUGGGUGUUAUCGUAAUUGGGAUAUUUUUCCUCAUAUUUUUGUUUAAAUGA
Plasmodium falciparum 3D7 is the source of this 5115-nucleotide messenger RNA. It is a transcript of the gene FLP, whose product is annotated as ferlin family C2 domain-containing protein. Lineage: Eukaryota; Apicomplexa; Aconoidasida; Haemosporida; Plasmodiidae. The record is from RefSeq and is a predicted model, not a curated record. Gene Ontology annotation, cellular component: membrane.